Gasterosteus aculeatus aculeatus (three-spined stickleback) is the source of this 2851-nucleotide messenger RNA. RefSeq names its product chaperone Ric-8A. Gene Ontology annotation, cellular component: plasma membrane; cytoplasm. NCBI's taxonomy places the organism in Eukaryota, Metazoa, Chordata, Actinopteri, Perciformes, Gasterosteidae. Gene Ontology annotation, biological process: G protein-coupled receptor signaling pathway. Gene Ontology annotation, molecular function: guanyl-nucleotide exchange factor activity; G-protein alpha-subunit binding. The record is from RefSeq and is a predicted model, not a curated record.
GGGGAGAUGUGCAGCACGAGUCUGGAAAACCUCAGGCCUCGAGGGUCAACACUGGGAGAUGUAAGCUUAGUCCAUUAGUGGAUUAUAACCAUAACCACGCCACGGCCCGGCAUCGCUCUUGGAUUAAACAGAGAGAGAGAGAGAGAGAGAGAGAGAGAGAUGUGCUGAGUGCAUGAAGGCAAAAGGAAAGCAAUUGAAUUCAGCAAAUUCAAAGGCAGAGCGUUGUGCACUGAGCCCACGGGGACGGAGAAGACAGCUGACGGAAAGUCGUAGUUGGGACAGCACUGUGGGUCGCUAGACAUCAGUGGAUCUCGGCUCUCCUACGGUACAUCAUCUUCUAAUACACUUACACCACCUGGCUGAUCAGGUGAUUCGCAGAAGGCAGCAUGGACCUGGACCUGGAGGGGAUUAUCCAGUGCAUCAAGCAGGGGGACGAGAAUGGCGUCCAGAUACAGCUGCAGGAGUUCAACAAAGAGUACGCCCAGUGCUUCUUCUUCGAUUCCGAAGAGAGGGACCGGAGGAAACAACGGAAACUAGAGGAGUUCAGGAAAAAUAAAGUGAGGGAAUACGCUGAUUCCGACUCCGACUGCGACCAGUACGAGCAGGAGGACCGAGGCCUCGUCCUCCGUCAGAACUUAGCUCUCGUCCUGGUGAGGUUCAUCAGGACGGGAGCUAAAGGCCCCCUGUUGAAGGUGUCUCUCCGCAGCCUGAGGAUCCUCUCCAGGGACAAAAAGGUCCUGGGCCCCUUGGUGACCGACGACGCCCUCCUGACGCUGGCCAAACUAGCCGGGCUGACGGCGAGCGACCCGAGCGACGAGCCCGCCGACCCGGACUCUGAUUUCUACGACAACGUCAUCGCUUCCCUGGCCGAGGCCAAAGUGUCGCGCUGUCCCUCUGACGAGGACGAGGGCGACGUGGAGGGCGACGAGGAGGGCGACGAGGAGGGCGGCGGCCGGCGCGGCGAGUGCUUCGACGAGGACGACGUCAGCACCGCCGACAGCGUAGACCUGGACCGCGGAGGCUGGCCCGCCGGCCGCGGCAGCGCCGGCGCGGACGAGACGCGCGGGGGCGGCGCGCGGCACAAGGUGCUGGAGAGAGGCAGGAGGGACCGCAGAGAGAGCAAGCCGGAGCGGGAGGGCGAGGAGGAGGAGGAGGAGGCGGGGGUGGCGUCGGGAGAGGAGGCACAGAGGAAGGAGGCCUUGAAGGUGUUGUGCAAUGUGGUCUACAACAGCGCCUGGGCGCAGGAGAGGUUCAGUGGUCUCAGGCUCAUGUGCGGCCUCAAGGAGCGUCUGUCCUCCGGCGCCAGCGGCUCGUCUUCGUCCAGCGUUCAGUUCUACGAGCUGCGCCUGAUGUUCCUCGUCACGGCACUGCGGCGAGAGCUCAGCACGCAGCUCCAACAGGAGGGAGGGGUGUCCAUUUUCACAGCAGCUCUGGAGAGCUGUCUGGGGGUCCAGUGGAAGGACCAGUAUGAGUGUGUGCUGGACCCAGAAGCACCACCCAUCUCUCUGGAAGCCUCUCAGCGGGUCAUAGAGAUCCUCAAAAUCCUCUUCAACGUCACCUACAGCACCCACAGGCAGGAGCCGAGUGAGGAUGACGCAGCUCUCUACCGACACCUGGUGGCGAUGCUGCGUCUCUGCCUGAUGAGGAAGUGUUUGCUUUUGGACGACUCCGACGAGCUGCAGGGCCACACGGUCAACUUGCUGUCGGCGCUGCCCCUCCGGUGUCUGGAUGUGCUGCUGACGGUGCGCGAGGAGCCCGACUCCACCGGGACCCCGGGGGUCAACAUGGAGUGCGUCAACACCCUGGUGCUCUUCAUGGAGAGACGCCUGGAGUCGGGUGACAAGAUGAAGGAGAAGCUGACGCCAGUCUUCAACCUGCUGACGGAGAGCUGCAGGGCCCACAGAGAAACACGCCACUACAUCAGGAAACACAUCCUGCCUCCUCUGAGAGACGCGUCCCACAGACCGGAGGAAGGCUCCACGGUGAAGAGUCGGCUGGUGCGCCUCAUGACUCACCUGGAUACGGACCUCAAACACAGCGCCGCCGACCUCAUCUUUGUCCUCUGCAAGGAAAACGUGAGCCGCUUCGUCAAGUACACGGGCUACGGCAACGCGGCGGGCCUGCUGGCCACCCGGGGCCUGCUCGGGGGCGGCCAGGGGCCCGGGGCCUCCGGCUCCGCGGCCCAGUACUCCAGCGACUCGGACUCCGACACCGAGGAGUACCGGCAGGUGAAAGACCGCAUCAACCCGGUGACGGGGCGGGUGGAGGCGCAGCAGCCGGACCCCAUGGAGGGCAUGACGGAGGAGGAGAAGGAGGAGGAGGCCAGGAGGCUCAUCAUGCUCUUCAACAAGCUGUCCAGAGACGACAUCAUCCAGCCGAUGGGAGUGGAUUCGGAGGGGAAGCUGGUGCCCAUGUUGGGACUGAGGGAUAAUUCGCUCACCGAGGAGGUGAAGUCUAAUUCUGAGAAUAUGGGGGAAGGAGAGGAAGGACGGAGCAAGUGAAAAAAAACGUCAAGUCCAUUGAGUUUAUUGAUUUCCUUUGGAAACGUCACAUUUCUUCAAUUUAAAACAUAAAUAUUGUAAAUGUUAAAGAGUUAAAAGUUAAGAAAGGACACAUAUAUAUAUAUAUAUAUGUUCAUUUUCUCUUCUCUGUAUCCAUACGCAUAAGAUAGAGCAGGGAUACGGUCACACUGGUGGGAGUUGAAUUAAUGGUUACUGAGAAGGAACCGAUUUUGUUGUUACAACAUUGUGACAUCGUCCAAUAUUUGAUAAAGUCUUGGAAGUGUGUAGUUAAAUGUUGUGUAUUUCAAUGGAUAGUUUUGUCAGAAAUGGAAAUAAACAUCUGCAAAUCA